Durio zibethinus is the source of this 732-nucleotide messenger RNA. RefSeq lists its product as uncharacterized. NCBI's taxonomy places the organism in Eukaryota, Viridiplantae, Streptophyta, Magnoliopsida, Malvales, Malvaceae. The record is from RefSeq and is a predicted model, not a curated record. Gene Ontology annotation, molecular function: RNA-DNA hybrid ribonuclease activity; nucleic acid binding.
AUGGAUCCUGACACUCGAUUAAAAAAUACCAGGGUAACCUAUCAAAGGGCUACGAUAACACCCUUCCAUGAUAUAAUACGCAAAGAGAUUGAGAAGGCAAUCCAAGGAAUCAUUAUUGCCAAAUUCUUCACGGAUAGAGCUACUGAAGAUUACGAAUCUAUGAAAUUAGACUUUUCAGAUGAAGAAUUAAUGGCCAUCUCAGGAAUAAAAGACAAGGAUGAGGAAGAGACAUGGAGAAUGUAUUUCGAUGGGGCUACGAACGUCAUGGGGCAUGAGAUUGAAGCAUUAUUAAUAUCUCUAACAGAAUAUUACUACCCCAUGAUAGCAAGAUUAAAUUUUAAUUGCACUAAUAAUGUGACUGAAUAUGAAGCUUGUGCUAUGAGACUGCAUGCUGCGUUGGUUAGAAAAAUUGAGACAUUAAAGGUGUCCAGAGAUUUAACCUUAGUUAUAUAUCAACUAAAGAAUGAAUGGGAGACAAGGGAUUCAAAACUCAUCCCUUACCACAAAUACAUCUUAGAGUUGUGUAAGCAAUUCGAAAGUAUAAAAUUUAAACAUUUGCCUUGUGAAGAUAAUCAGAUAGUAAAUGCUUUGGCAACUUUAGCCGCAAUGGUGCAACUUGGCAAUAUAGCUGAAAUUCAACCUAUCAAAUUAGAUGUGAGAGAUAUGCCAGUGCAUUGUGCCAAUUUGGAAGAGGAAAAAGAUGGCAAUCCUUGGUAUAUUGACAUUAUGUGA